CGUCACGAGUGGAUAGUGGAAGAUACCGUCGGAAGUCAAGUGGAAAAAAGUUAGAAAUUUGCUGUUGAAUUUUGCUAAUGCGUUACGUAGGGAAUGUUAAGUGCAACGUAAACGACAUGUAAUAGAAUUUGUAUUCUCACAGCCUGAUUAGAAAGCAAUGCAAGCCAGCAGUAUUUUGAAAGUAAAUGUCAACACAAACGUAUCCUAUGUCAAACUAUGUUUCGUAAAGCAUUUCAGCUGAUAACAGUGACGGUGAUACGUUUGAAACAGUGGGCUUGGCCGAAAGACAAGGUGUAAGCGAGUGGCUGUGUAAAAGCCGAUGUAAAACUAAGUACUGUGUGUACUAAAUGAAGGAAGACGUAAAUGUAGAGAGAUCUGGAUAUGUUUAUCGUGUAAACGGUUCCUGAAAGGAGUAUUGGAUAUAUUGAGAAUGUCUGACUCUGCUUCUCCUGGCUACCAUCAGUUAAGUGUCACAAUUGAAUGUGCUCAUCUUCGUGGAAACAGUAGCUUCUUGAAACCUAAUCCGUAUGUAGAGCUCUCUGUCGAUGAGAAGACUCCAAGAAAGACAGAAGUAGUGAGAAACACAUAUCAACCAAGGUGGAAUGAAGAGUUCACAGUGUUGGUUACUCCUCAGUCACAGCUUCACUUUAGGCUUUUGGAUCACAGCACAUUUCGCAAAGAUGCAGUCAUAGGAGAGAAGCAGCUCAGUCUUUUUGAAAUCCUUACACACUACAAUGGAAAAUGUGAGAAUUUAGAACUUACUGUAGACAUGAUGAGUGAAACUAAACAUGAUACCCAACCAGUAAAAGUAGGUGAUCUUGUCAUGGUAUUAAAUGGCAUGCGUGUUGAUAUGAGUACUCAACUAGCCAAUGUUCAGCAAGAAAACCACACAAGGAGUCUUACAACUGCAUCAACAGGGCAACCAAAUAAUGAUCCACCUGGAGCAAACAGGAGUAUUCUCAAUGGUGGUGUACGUGCAAGAACUCGUCAGCAAGGGAGCGAGAAUCCUUUGGCUGGUUCAUCAAGUAGAAGCAGUACUCAUUCAGUUUCAGGUUCCAAUUCAAUUAAUCCCUCAAGCCCUCCAUCAGCAGCCACAAUAAAUGGAACAUCAGUGCAAGUACCAUCUGGCGGUGCAUCUGUUUCGGGAGCACCUGCACUGUCAGCGGUACCAUCACUCCCCACCAUGAAUGGUGUGUCAGCAAUUAAUGGCAUGCCUAGUCCUAAUCCAGUUGGUGUACCACUUGGACAGCCAGCAAAUGGUGGCAUUGAAGCACCCACACAGAGGGGUCAAGCUGUAGGAGUUGAAGAGCCAUUACCUGCAGGGUGGGAAAUGAGGUACGAUGUGUACGGUCGGCGUUACUACGUUGAUCACAACACACGCAGCACUUCUUGGGAGCGCCCGCAGCCUUUACCCCCAGGUUGGGAAAUCCGAAGAGAUCCUCGAGGUCGUAUAUACUAUGUAGAUCACAAUACACGCACUACAACUUGGCAGCGACCGAACUCAGAGAGGCUGCAGCAUUUUCAGCAUUGGCAAGGAGAGCGCGCACAUGUUGUGCAGCAAGGCAAUCAGCGUUUUCUUUAUCCCCAGCAUACAUCAGGUGCGGCAUCAACAGUUGAUUCAGAAGAAGACAAUCUUGGUCCUCUUCCAGCUGGAUGGGAGAAAAGGGUGCAACCUGAUGGUCGUUGCUACUUUGUCAACCACAAGAACCGCACUACUCAGUAGGAUCCUCGUACUCAAGGACAGGAAGUUGGAGCUGAUGAAGCGGCUCUCCCACCAGGUUGGGAAAUUCGAUUAACGGAAGAUGGUGUCCGUUACUUUGUUGAUCAUAAUACAAGAACAACAACAUUCCAAGACCCUCGACCUGGAGCUCCAAAGGGGCCAAAAGGUGUAUAUGGUGUGCCCAAGGCAUAUGAAAGAUCUUUCAGGUGGAAACUUGGACAGUUUCGGUACCUGUGUCAAAGCAAUGCACUUCCUAGUCAUAUCAAAAUAACAGUAACUCGCCAAACAUUAUUUGAAGAUUCUUAUCAUCAGAUUAUGAGGCUACCUGCUUAUGAACUCAGAAGACGACUUUACAUUAUUUUUAGAGGAGAAGAAGGUCUUGAUUAUGGUGGCGUUUCCAGAGAAUGGUUCUUUUUGUUGUCACAUGAAGUACUGAAUCCAAUGUAUUGUCUUUUUGAAUAUGCAAACAAGAACAACUACAGUCUACAAAUAAAUCCAGCUUCAUAUGUAAAUCCAGAUCACUUACUAUACUUCAAAUUUAUUGGUCGUUUCAUAGCAAUGGCUCUUUAUCAUGGACGUUUCAUUUAUUCUGGAUUUACAAUGCCAUUUUAUAAGAGAAUGUUAAAUAAAAAGUUGACAAUGAAAGACAUUGAAUCAAUAGACCCAGAAUUCUACAAUUCACUUGUUUGGAUUAAAGAUAACAACAUUGAAGAAUGUGGCCUAGAACUCUAUUUCAGUGUCGAUUUUGAAAUUUUGGGUCAAGUAAUACACCAUGAACUGAAAGAAAAUGGUGACAAGAUCCGUGUUGUUGAAGAAAAUAAAGAAGAAUACAUGAGGCUGAUGACAGAAUGGAGAAUGACACGUGGCAUUGAAGAACAGACCAAAGCAUUCCUGGAUGGUUUCAGUGAAGUGGUACCUCUUGAAUGGUUAAAAUAUUUUGAUGAACGUGAACUGGAGCUGAUGCUCUGUGGUAUGCAGGAAAUUGAUGUCGAUGAUUGGCAACGUAAUUCAAUUUAUCGGCAUUAUACCAGAAACAGCAAACAAGUUGUAUGGUUUUGGCAGUUCGUCAGGACAACAGACAAUGAGAAACGGGCAAGACUGCUUCAGUUUGUCACUGGUACCUGCAGAGUUCCUGUUGGAGGUUUUGCUGAACUCAUGGGGAGUAAUGGUCCACAGAGAUUCUGUAUUGAAAAGGUAGGCAAGGAAACAUGGCUGCCAAGAUCUCACACUUGCUUUAAUCGACUUGAUCUCCCGCCAUAUAAGAGUUAUGAUCAACUUGUUGAAAAGCUGAAUUACGCUAUUGAAGAAACUGAAGGUUUUGGACAGGAAUAGUAAAAGUGCCUACAGUGCUACAAAAUGUCCAAUUUAAACCCGGUACCAAAAUAAUUUUGAUGAUACAUGCGUGCACAGUUGUGUUCAUGCAAUACUAUCAUGUUGUUGCAUAUUUUAUGACUUUGUAAUAUUGUAUAAUGUAUAAUUAAUUGUCCAGAGGUGUACAGAAAGUAAAAUGUCAAAUGUUAAAUAUGUGGAGACUAUAAUUAAAUCUUUUACAUAAAAGUGUACCUGCUCUGUGUGUGUGUGUGUGUGUGUGUGUGUGUGUGUGUGUGUGUGUGUAAAUAAGUGUGUAACUAUUGAUGAUUGCUGUGUGUACAGAUUGAUAUAAUGUAAAAUAUUCCAGUGAUGCAUUUUAAGAUGAAAGAACUGUUACUUGAUUCUGUGAUUAUUGCACUGAUAUAUAUUAGCCAGAUGUUGUAACAUAUUUUCAUGUGUAGAUAGUGAUAAGGUUUCCCAUAUAAAUAUGAACAUAUGAAAUAUCUGUUGUACAUUACUAAAAAAUGAACAUUUUAAAUGAUAAAAAUUUGUGAAUAUUAUUAAUAUCAGGUUAAUAAAAAGUGCCUUUCAGUUUCGGCUGGUACUGAAAGCAGUCGUGUGUACUUUACAUUUAGUGUAUUAUUUGCAGUGACUCCUUUGCACUUCAUUCCUGUCACUUGCACAACUUUUGGAAAUUUUUGUGUUAGGAUAAUUUUAUAGGUAAUGUUCACAGAUUGAUAUUAUUUGCAAUAGAAAAGAUAUAUUGAAUGUAUAGGAUUUCAUCUACUCACAGAUUGUAAAUUUAAUUCCUUAAUCAUUGAUUAGUACUGAGCAUAUAUAUAUAUAUAUAUUCAUAGCACACUACUGUUCAUUGAGUUGGCUCAGGGUUGUAUUGCCAUUUUGGAAGAAGAAGGGAGGAGGGAGUGACUGUAGAAUAUUUUGAAAUACAGCCCAUUGAAGCUCAUCUGCUGUAACCAUAUAGAAGAAUAUAACAUGUAUUUUAUGCCAAGAGCUUGAAAAAUAAUGUUUGUCUCAUAUGUGAAAGGUCAGUGACUUGUAAUCUUUAGCCUGAUCCCUCAGAGGUGCAAUUAUAAUUAUUAUUGUAACAACUUAAAUAUUUGUGUUAAAGUUUCAGACUAAUUUGUUAUCAAACAAAGUAAUGAAUUUUGAGUUGGUUGUAUUACGUGGUUACAUGGGUUUUGUUGACCAGUACUUCCUUCACAGCAUGGGAAAGUGCAAUUUGAGUCUUGGUGGGCGGCAGUGGAGGUGGGAUCUUUAUUCACAUCAUUCCAAAUUUUCACUUGUGGUGCUAUUUUAUCAGAGUUCAACAUCCAAAUAAUAGAAGUCAUAAUAUAUAGACAUCCUCAGUUCUUUGACUUUUGAGUUCUGUAAAUAAUGGAUUUUAGUGCUUAAUGCUAGAAACUAAAAGGCAAGCAAAUUGGUAUGAAAGCAAUAUAUGUUCUGUAAUGAUUAUUAAGGAUUUAUAUUGAUUCAAUGAUAACAUUUUUGCAACUUAGAAUCAGAUAAAUUAUUUUAAUGAUAGUGCUUCUUCAUAGGAUGUUGCACCCAAUUUUGUGUCACUUUUAUACUUUGAUAGACAAGAAAAUUGGAAGUAGUAUGCCUGUGGUUUGUUUUUUCCCCCACAAGGCUAUAUAUGAACAUCCACACACAUUACCAUUUUUACAUCAUCUUAAAAUUUUGACAUUUGCCUGUACAACUUAUUGAACAUAAUUUGAAAAAUAGGAAACAUCAUUUCACAUAAUUACUCAGGAACAGUCUGAUUUUACCAAGCCUUUUCGUCCUUGUUCACUGUUGUUGAGGAGUUCCUGAAUAUAAUAUUUCAGAAAGAAGACAGCGUAGCUUUGGUGUUCACUACUACACUUCUAAGUCUUUUUUUGUCUUGUGGGAUUUUAUUGUAUCAUCUAUUCUUGGUGCAGUAAACUUCAUUACAACAGCAAUUAAUAUACGAUCAGAAAGUAUAACUUUCAUGCACCUGAGUAGGCCUUCUUUUCAAAGAGGGUACCAUGACUAGCAUAGCUUUUUCUGCAUCACAUAACACUCCAUAAGGUCACAGCAAAUGUUUUUUAAGUUUUCUUUAGGUUGAGCCUAUAUUUUGAAUACCCAUUUUACAUAAACUUUUAAGUCACACUUCCUCCACCAGUCGUCCAUAAGGAUCAAACUUCAUCCCACCGAGCAAGAUAGCUCAGUAGUUAGUAUACUGGAAUCGCAUUUGGGAGGAUGGUGAUUCAAAUAUCUGCGUCUGGCCAUCGUGCUUUAGGUUUUCCGUAAUUUCCCUAAAUCGCUUAAAGCAAGUGCCAGGAUGGUACCUUUAGUAGGUAAUGGCUGAUUUCCUUCCCCAUCCUACCUUAACCCGAGCUUGUGCUCAGUCUCUAAUGACCGCACUGUUGAUGGGAUGUUAAAACACUAAUCUCCUCCUCCUCCUCCUCCUCCUCCUCCUCCUACCUUCACCCAACAUUAUUGGCAGGCUAUGCAAUGUCAAAACUCACUGAACUUAGUGGACAUCUGAUCUGGUGUGUAUUAUUAACAAGCUCUCUUUGUAGCCUACGAUUAAUUUCAUCAUCAUCUGUACAAUUUAGAAUUGCGCUUGUGAUUUCUCUCCAGUUACACGAUGUGUGACUACACAUCAUCUGUUCGUACUUUAUUCUCUUGUAAGACAUUGUUUCAGCUAUUAUUACCUUUGUGAUGGUAGGACUUUCAAUUAUAAUUUGCCUUUUUUGAAUUCACGUACAAAUUUUAUGACAGGACAAUAUGUCAAUGUCGGUAUUUUGUAUAAUGAUAUAAUGGUGUCAUUUGUGAAAUGGCAAAGCAUUUAGCUCCUAAGUAGGGUUCAAGUAAAUUUAAAUAGAAGUGCAAAAUUCAAAACCUACAUAUUUCUUCAUUAUUUCAAGAGAAGAAAAAUUGGAUGUAAUCAUUUUUUGCUUAGCUUAACACAUUCUCAAUGUAUGCAAAAAGUAUAUUAAAACAUCAAAUCUAUGAAUGAUUUACACAGUGAAAAUAGAAAAUGAUGCAUCAGAAAUUCUGGCCAUACAUCUUUAAGUACAAGGUUCUGUUCUGGAGACCUUGUUGCCUUACAUCUGACUAACUGGAUUUCUGGAACGGUUGUUGCAUGUAAAUAUACAAUUUAGUCACCCUGUUUGAGGCUGUCUUCACAGUGCAUCCAGCCUUAACAAUUAGUAUGUGUGUGCGGGGGAGGGGGGGGGGGGGGAUUUGGUUGGUUUUUCUUCUUUCCUUUAGAAAGGAUUCAGUUGCCUCUUUAAAGGGUAAUUGAGAAAGAGAAGAUAAAUGGGUUCUUCAUUGCAAAAUUAGGUAGUGUAGUAAAUUUUUUGGCAAUUUAUAAAGUUCACUUGCCCAGAUUAACAUUAUGUAUCUGUGGUUACAUUAUUUCAGAGUUUGGGUUUGUUCUAUGUACGAUUUUUAUCUGCUUUAUUCAGUUUUGAUUUAUUGUGUGUAUUAUGAGUAAAUAAAAAGUAAAUAAUGUUAUCAUUGAAUACCAAGCCUUGACCCUACCAACUUCAUGAAGAAGGAAAUUUAGAUCUUUUGAUGUUUGAGCUGAAUCUAUUUUGUAAGUCAUCUUUUUAGUUUAUCAUUUAUACAUACUCUUCAAGUUAAUGAUAAAGUAGAAAAAGAGAGUAUUUACCACUGCAUGACCGUACAGAGAGACUUUUUUGAAGAUUUAAACACACAAGAAAUAUUUUGUUUGUAUAUUUUUUUCUCCACAGUUUACCCAUUUAUCGUCAUAUUUCCUCAAGUAUUGUAAACAUUUAUAUACCACAUUUCUAGCAGAAUGAAGAAGACAGAGAAACUGUGUAUUAAUAUGAGUGUGCCCUUUCUGAACUUUUGGUAUACACUAUUUUAAGUGUAGAUUUCUCCAUUGCUGAUCAAGUUGAUGUUGAAGAGCUGUUAAACUGUUCUGUGAAGGAAUAAUUUUUGGACAGCGAUAAAUAAUUGGUGUACAUGAAGCCAGUAAUUCCUCUUUGAUAACCACCACACAUUCUUCACCAGUUAUUUUGCCCCUUAUUUCUAAGCCCAGAAGGCUAAUGUAUCUCUUCACACUCUGGGCUUUUGGAACUAUGUACUAGUAUUCUUAGUGGUGCAUUUGAAACAAGCUUGUUUCUAUCUAAGCUUGUGCAUAGUCUGACGUUCAUGCAACCCCCCCUCCACCCCCGUUCCCCACAUUCCAAAUUAGUCUAUAAAAAUAAUUACAGGAUUAUGUCUGUCCCAGUGUAUCUUCUGAAGAUGCAAGACAAUAAAUCAAAUCAUUUAUGUGUUAUUCUGUUGAAUUCCCUUAAUGUGUACUGCCCCAUUGAAACUAACUUUCCAACAUUUUCCCAGCUUUUAGUCACACAAGCAAAACAUUUCAAAAUAAUCACUCCUCCAUGACACUUAAUCUUUAAAAUCCACCCUAUAUUUCUAGGUACAGUUCUCAUUAUCUGUUUCAGCCCCAUUACUGAUCUUCCACCCUCUGCUAUGCACUUCAAUGAUUUACGGAGUAUGAUGUAGAUGUAAAAGUAGAGGAGAUCUAUGUGUGAAGGCAUGCACAGAAUUUAUAAUGUGUCUGAUAUUUUUAAUGGGUGUGGAUAGAGUGAAAUUAAGAAUGGAUGACAGCUUUUCAGCAUGGUUUCAAAGACCUCUGUGCUUGUUGCAGACUAACUUUUGUCAUCAGUAUGUCAUAAUCUCAAAAUAAUGUCAUUGAAACUAUGGUUUUGUAUAUAAAUCCACAAAAAGUAGAAUACACAUAGUGCACUGUGACCAAACUUUAAAAACUUAGUGAACAGUGCUUUGGUAGCAACAAUACAAUUUACUUAUUAUUAUAAUGUAGGAAAGUAACACGUAAUACUAUGAGCACAGACAAUGGAAGUCAUAAAACAGUUUCCUUGUAAGCAGUCAUAAUCCAGCCAUUCAUGUUGUUCCUUUAUCAGGACUUUGACAAACUGAUUUGGUUGUGUGUCAUUUGAGAUUAAAUUUAUUGUGAUUUUGAAUAUUGUGAUUUAUUUAGGAACUGUAUCAUAAAAAACAUAGAGUUUGACUCUGAAAGUACUGACCUCCUUCAGUAACAUGUUAUUUAUUGGAGAAACAGUUCGUAAAAUGACAGAAGCCAAUUGGAUCCAGUGCAAUUUUAGACUCCUAAAAGAAGUAAGAUAUGCUUGUCCAUCUUCUCUCCUCCCCCCUUCUUUUGUUCUAAUUAAGGAUUUAUUUGUAUUUCAGAUAUGAAGUUCCUUUGUUAUAGGUGUAGGGUAAUGCAAGUCUUGUAUGAUUAUUCAGAGGACUGUAGAAAUCUAUGAUACAGGUUUAAAACAUUGUUGUGCAAGCAACUAGUUAUAGUUAAUUUUGAAAAUGGAAAUUUAGACUGUAGCACAUAUGUUUUAUGUCCAAGUACACUCUAACAUUGUAAUUAUUAUAUUUCUGCUGUAUAUAUUGCUCCAUAAUGAAGAAUAAUGAAUCACCAUUUGCAGGCGUGCUCAUGUAAUAAAGAUUGUAAUGAAAUGUGUAAAUAUGAUAUCCAAAGAUUUGCUUGAUGUUAUACGCUUAUACUUAG
This is a messenger RNA of Schistocerca piceifrons (Central American locust), 8588 nucleotides long. RefSeq names its product E3 ubiquitin-protein ligase Su(dx) (gene Su(dx)). Lineage: Eukaryota; Metazoa; Arthropoda; Insecta; Orthoptera; Acrididae. Gene Ontology annotation, biological process: ubiquitin-dependent protein catabolic process. The record is from RefSeq and is a predicted model, not a curated record. Gene Ontology annotation, molecular function: ubiquitin protein ligase activity; protein binding.